Molecule: messenger RNA, 1503 nt
Organism: Amaranthus tricolor (Joseph's coat)
Lineage: Eukaryota; Viridiplantae; Streptophyta; Magnoliopsida; Caryophyllales; Amaranthaceae
Product: cucumisin-like
Exons: 3
Coding region: 842-1348 (168 amino acids)
Source: RefSeq, a predicted model, not a curated record
UUUACAAAAAAAGGAGUUUUAAAAGGUGUUUCUUUGCAAAUUUCCCCAAUAAUUAUUUAUAUUUUUGACUUCUAUAGAUUACACACUCCUCUACAACCAUCCAUCCAUGAAUUAAAAUCUACUCAGAACUCAACUUUCAUCAUUCACCACCAUCACUAUCUCCUCUCCACACAUUUCCAUUGUUCACUUCCAAAAAUAAAUUUUUUUUAAAAAAAGGAAAACACAAUAGUGAAAUUGUGAUAACAUAAGUUAUGGGCUUAGAAUUCUAUUUUGAUGAGGGUUUCUAGAGUCCUAUACAAAUCUCUCUUAACCUACUAAUUGUAUUUUGUAUUCGAUUUUUUUCCCCAUAUAUUAAAAUCUGUUUUCUCUGCCUAGCUAACACAGUAUUACGCUGAAUCUGUGUCUGAUAUUUAUUAUUUUCUGUUUAUCUUUUUUGCGUUUGUUAAAACAGAAACAAUCCCAAAAAUGACAACAACUACUUCAAUUAAGAGGAUACAACUAGGCACUCAAGGCCUUGAAGUUUCAGCUCAAGGUCUAGGUUGUAUGUCAAUGUCUGCUUUUUAUGGGCCUCCUAAACCUCAAGAUGAAAUGAUUCCACUUAUUCAUCAUGCUAUUAGCUCUGGCAUUACCUUUCUUGAUACAUCUGAUGUUUAUGGACCUCAUACCAAUGAAAUUCUUCUUGGCAGUGCAAUGAAAGAUGGAUGGAUGGAAAAAAUGGAAUUGGCUACUAAAUUUGGAGUACAAUUUAUAGAUGGAAAAGUAACAAUCCAUGGUGAUCCUUCAUAUGUAAGGGCUGCUUGUGAGGGAAGCUCCCAUUGAAGUCACGCCUCACCCAUGAGCAAUGACAAAUGAAGAAGCUGAAUUAGCGUAUGGAUCAGGUCAGAUCAACCCAUUAAAGGCCAUAAACUCGGGUCUUGUUUACGAUGCCCAUGUCAAUGAUUAUGUGAAGUUUUUGUGCAGUGAAGGGCUAAACGAGACUUUAAUUAGACUAAUUACAGGUGAAAAUUUGAGUUGUGAAGGAAAUUUAACAAAUUGGGAUCUUAAUUAUCCUUCCAUUGCUUUGUCUACAAGUUUAGGCCAUUUUGACACUAUGUUUAGUUGGGCAGUUACUAAUGUUGGGUCAACAAAUUCUACAUACGAAGCAAUAGUUGGAUUGCCUCAAGGGCAAGCAUUAUCUAUUAAAGAAGAACCAUCUAUUUUGAAAUUUGAUUCUCUUGGACAAAAAGUGUCCUACAAUGUAAGGGUUAGUGGGACUAUUGAUAUGAGGGCUUUAAUGUUAGGUUCUUUGGUGUGGGAUGAUGGUGAACAUCAAGUUAGAAGCCCUAUUGUUGUUUUUAAUUUGUCUUAGAUUUUUGUGAAUGGAUAAUAAAACUAACAACUUUUAUGUGAUUAUAAUAAAUGAUGGAAUAAUCAACAAUAAGUUGAGCAUGUCAAUUGUAAGUUGUUGGCUAAGUGUUAUUGUAAAAGGAUCAAGUUGAGUUGUGUACAUAAUGAUUUGUGGAA